UGUAAUUCAUCAAGGGAACAAAAGGAGGCGCUCGGGAGCACUCAAAKAUGGUAGAGGUUUCGUGACCAAUGACAGGUGUUACUAAUUAUUUWAAAUUGCCUCGCAGGUGAUGGCUGUUGCCAAUAAGGCCGCAACCUCUGAGGGGAAAGAGCUUAUAAAUGAGGAAGAAGCUAUAAGCUCGCAGCCCACAGAAGAAUGCUCACCGAAGAGUAUUCCCAAUGUUCCUGAUGGCAAGUCUGAAGCACAUGAAUCUGCCUCUACUUCUCCCAAUGAAGGGGAUGUCAGUGGCUCUCCUGAUGAUGACUGGUGCAAUACAUACGGUGUCAUGGAUUUGUGGGAUGAAGUCUCUGAGUCUCCAGGGCAGCAAGAUGCUUCUGGGUAUGAGGCGGAGGACUGGGAUAAAGAAUUGGAGGAGUCUACACGUAGUCCUUAUGAUGCUGAUGAUUUCUGCUGUGGAAGCUUUGAGGAAAAUAAUCUUUUGGGCUCAUAUGUGUGGGAAGAGGAUUGGUUUUACAACCCAAUGUGUCGCCACACACCUUGUGUUGUUUUUCCACCACGAGUUAGAACAGUUGAGAAGGGCCAGUUUGAUGAUGCUGAUGACUGAGGUUGACCCUGGUCAGAAAUAAGUUUGGCUUCUGWGUUGGAUUAUAUUCUUCACUGAUUGAGCUGUGUCAAGUCCCGUGGCUUUUUUGCAGAGUUGGGCCUGAGGCCAGAAAUGCAACACCAUCUCCGAAGUUUUGCUUAGACUGUUUCUGAGCUGUUCAUAAACUGAUCACCCUUGCCCUGGAGACAAGAGUGCAGGUGCUGGGUGUMAGGAGUCAGUGCAUUUCUGGAGCUUUUGUUUGUAUUGUAUAAAUCUAUGUUACUAAUUGAUUGAGAAGUAUUUAAUUUCUGAACUUCAGUUUGUUUGCCAGGCUUUGUCAGUUUUGACAUGCUGAUCCCUGUGUUUCUGUGUAACUUGUAGUUUUUUUUCCUUUCCAUUUGAUGCUGUCAGAUUAGUCUGGAUAGCUUUAAUAACUCUUUCUUGAAGCUUCUCUGUUGUAUUUCCAUGUAGUUAUAAUGUSUGUUUGUGAUUCUGAUACUGCUAUUUAACAAAAUUAGCUGUGGCAAG
Messenger RNA from Malurus melanocephalus (red-backed fairy wren), 1111 nucleotides. RefSeq names its product coordinator of PRMT5 and differentiation stimulator (gene COPRS). The record is from RefSeq and is a predicted model, not a curated record. The transcript has 3 exons. Gene Ontology annotation, molecular function: histone binding. Bases 110 to 604 code for a protein of 164 amino acids. NCBI's taxonomy places the organism in Eukaryota, Metazoa, Chordata, Aves, Passeriformes, Maluridae. Gene Ontology annotation, cellular component: nucleus.